CAUCAAUUCGUGACUAUUUCACGAAUGUAAUUCCAUCCGACUAUCCGGUCGCGCCACACAUCACACAGUUUUUUAAUCCAGAACAAUCCUUGAUGCGGAGAGAGGAUGUUGGCCGUAACGAAGACACUUCUCAUUUUCUUUUCAAUCAUUCUAGUGGGACUCAAAACGGAAGCUUUGAAUUUCGGAAUUUUUGGCGAACCGCUAUAAAAAUCGGCAUCCUUAUUGCGUCUCAUAAAUGGCAUCUACUGAAUUUGUGGCGUCGCCAGGAGUCACGAGGCAAAGGCGGGGGCUCGUCUCGGCGUCGGCCAAUCCUGUACUUUGACGUCACGACGCGCCCAUUUUCUUCUGACGCAACCAGAACAGUUUAUUAGUCUAUGUUGUAGCAAUAUGAUAAACUUAAUCCACGCCACCGAUUUUCAAUUUUUCAACUUGAGAAAUCUAUUUCGUGUCCUAUGCUUAUUGCGUGAUCCGUACGUCUUUCCAGGAAAGCAUUCCGAAAGCUAACAGGUUCUCAAUCACGCUCUACCAUCCUGAUCACGACUGAUUUUUUUUUUUUUUUUUUUAAAUUUAUUCCCGAAGAAACUGCAUCUCGGCUUAGAAUGUUAAAUAGUUUGGGUAUAUAAUGUGUAACCAUUAUCAGUAGACCCGCAUACCGGGCGCUUAUUCUGUUGAAAAUGUGGUGGCUGAUAACUAGGAAUCCCCUUUUUCUCAUUAGAAGCUUACGAGUGACCAAACAUUCUUUGUGAUUGGUUACUUUUACAAGCGCUAACAUUUUUUUGCUGACUGAAUGAUGGCGAUAAGUAACAUGCUGAGGCUGAGUCAAGAGAAUGACGAAAUCGGAGGAUUCCAGUUGCAAUAUAGUAAACUGGAUAAGUAGGAUCAAUGGAAUCACCCCCUACGUGCAGUAGUCCACGAGAGCUCUAUCACGUCGACGCCGACGUCCUGUUCUCUGCGCAAUGUUGUGCUCCGUUAUAAAAGGCGAUCGGUAGUCCCGAAUCCGAAGUCAGUAUUGGCGUGACAGUCGAUCUAUUCGAUAAGAUUCCACGGCUCGCGGACGCCCUUUCUAUCCAAACAGGACUUCCUCUAUUGGCUUCAUCCGUUAGCAUUUAGAAAAUAGCUAGCAAGCCAAUGGCUACCACUUUACAGGGUUUGAACGGAAGAUUGGCGUUUGCCAUCGCGGCUGCGGCCUUGGGCUCGGCCUUCCAACAUGGUUAUAAUAUCGGUGUAGUCAACGCACCUGGAGAGCUUAUCCGAACGUGGAUCAAUGACUCGCACUACAAUCGAACAGGCGAGGCGUUGUCAUCACCAGCCGUUACUCUCAUUUGGUCAUGGGCCGUGUCAGUUUUCUGCAUCGGCGGUAUUAUUGGUGGGUCUCUGACUGGCAUCUUGGCUGAACGCAUGGGCAGGAAAGGAGCUCUGCUUUUCAACAAUGUGUUUGCCAUUAUCGGUGGUCUACUGGAAGGUUUCACUAAAACCGCCAACUCCUACGAAAUGCUUAUUGCUGGACGGUUAUUCAUCGGAAUCAAUUGCGGUCUCAACGGCGGUUUGGCUCCCAUGUAUCUCUCCGAGAUCUCGCCCGUCCACUUGCGAGGCGCUGUGGGCACUGUCUACCAAUUGGUAGUGACCAUUUCUAUCUUGGUGUCACAAAUUUUGGGUAUGGAAUCCCUGCUCGGCACCCCGACUCUGUGGCCCAUCCUGCUCGGUUUGACCCUCGUUCCAGCCAUCUAUCAACUGAUUGCUCUGCCAUUCUGCCCGGAAUCACCCAAAUACACGCUGUUGAACAAGGGCAAAGAGAUCGAGGCCCAAAGAGCUUUGACCUGGCUGCGAGGUACUCUGGAAGUGCACGACGAGAUGGACGAAAUGCGCGCCGAAUACGAAGCUAUGAAACUGGUCCCCAAAACCACUUUGAAUGAGAUGCUGAGCAAUCCGGCUCUACGCGCUCCAAUGAUUAUUGCCGUCAUGAUGAUGUUGGCUCAACAACUCUCCGGAAUCAACGCUGUUAUGUACUUUUCGACCGACAUCUUCAUUUCAGCCGGUUUGAGCGCCGAAACUUCGCAAUACGCCACUCUGGGCAUGGGAGGCAUGAACGUGCUGAUGACUGUCGUCUCUCUAGCUAUCAUCGAAAAGGCCGGUCGCAAAACUCUCAUGUUGAUUGGUUUGGUUGGCAUGAUGUUUGACGUCAUUCUUCUGACCGUCUGCUUAGCGCUAAAGGAUGUGGCAGCAUGGUUGGCAUACUUUAGUAUCGUCUUGAUUAUCAUCUACGUGGUAUUCUUCGCAACCGGCCCUGGCUCCAUCCCUUGGUUCCUCGUCACGGAACUGUUCAAUUCUUCGGCUCGUCCCAUGGCCACCGCCAUUGCCGUCACCGUCAACUGGGUUGCCAAUUUCAUUGUCGGUCUUGGAUUCCUCCCUAUUCAGGAAGCAUUAGGCCCUUACGUCUUCAUCAUUUUCGCGGCAUUCUUGGCCUUCUUUAGUUGGUUCACCUGGAAGAAAGUGCCGGAAACUAAGAACAAGACGAUCGAAGAAAUCAGCGCCAUGUUCCGUCAGCAGUCUUAUUAGAAAUGUAACAACAAUAGCAGUUUGAUAUUCGGGAAGACGGAGGCGAUGGAAGAACAUUGAAACUCUCCUACUGCAUCUGUCUUCACACCACCAAAAGCGUAUUAAAAAGCCGAUUUAUUGCACAUAUAUGUACAAGAAAUGACACGAGCCUGUUGAACUUUGCCCGUUUAACCAGGCAUUUGUACGUAUAUUUAGUGAAUGUCGUCCAUCGGAUUUAAUUUUUUUAAACCUUUUUUUAAACCUUUUUUUAAUAACUUGAAAAGUCACAGGCAUAAAAACAAAACACGCAUGUGUUUCAAAACCCCCAGUGACCUAAUCGUAUCGUAUCAUAUAGCUCUUAAUCCUGUUUUAGCGGAGGACGAUUAAAAAAUUGUUAUUGAUAGUUACGAAUUCAAUUGAUUUUUCAUUUUCUUCUUCUUUUCUAGAUUUCUACUGUAUAAUUUAUAUUAAUAGUUGUCUUCGACUCUCCUGUAUUUUCACGCGGAAUCCACAAUUUCCUUCGUUUUAUGUGUUCAUCGAAAUCAAGGAAAUAGAAUAUUAAUAUCAAUAAAUGCUAACAGUUGGGUUCUCGGUUCAACGACUAUUCGAUCGCGGCACUUACUUUUAUUUCAUUUUAUUUUUGUGAAUUUACCAUUUCCAUCAUAUUUUUGUAUACAUAAGGUAGCUAGUCGUAAAACGUAGUCAAUUUAAUCACGUCAUAUCGAAAUUGGACGUAUGUACGAUUUAUCGUCAUUUACCGACAACAACCCCCACAAACAUCAAAUCGGUGAAAACGACUUCUUGAUGUUUACUACACACGUUUCUCGUCCCAUUGUACUCGUUCAUUUUUGUAGUGUAUAAUUGUAUACCCUGUAGAGAUCGAAUGAUUGAUGCUGAUCAAGUGUUCACUGUUGUGUACGGAAACUUGUACGGAGAAUGGGUGAUAUACAUUAUAUACAGAAAUUGUGACAUA
This is a messenger RNA of Daphnia pulicaria, 3508 nucleotides long. Its product is annotated as solute carrier family 2, facilitated glucose transporter member 1-like. The record is from RefSeq and is a predicted model, not a curated record. NCBI's taxonomy places the organism in Eukaryota, Metazoa, Arthropoda, Branchiopoda, Diplostraca, Daphniidae. The transcript has 9 exons. Gene Ontology annotation, molecular function: hexose transmembrane transporter activity. Gene Ontology annotation, cellular component: membrane. The coding region runs from base 1129 to 2556 and encodes 475 amino acids. Gene Ontology annotation, biological process: monosaccharide transmembrane transport.